Molecule: messenger RNA, 1950 nt
Organism: Pseudocercospora fijiensis CIRAD86
Lineage: Eukaryota; Fungi; Ascomycota; Dothideomycetes; Mycosphaerellales; Mycosphaerellaceae
Exons: 3
Source: RefSeq, a predicted model, not a curated record
AUCUAUGCCGUCUGCUCCACUUCAUGGCUCCUGCAUGGGCUGUUCGUCGCGGCUACUUAUCCGGCCAUAUUCCUGACCUCUUUGAACCAGUUUCCAAGAAUCGCCAACUUUGCAAGGCGAGGUCUCCGAAAAUUCCUCGGUGGUCAACCGCACUUCAUUAGGGACAAGCUUGCGCUUUUCAAUCUGCCGGCCCUGGAAAUCGACACCGAUGUCGAUGGCCUCUUUGUCAUUCGUGGUGUCACUUUCAGCUUCUCGACGCUCACCCUGGUUGCUCAUGGAUGUGAACUUGGUCUCAAAUUGGCCGACGACAUUGAAUUGGCAAUAUAUGUCGAUGAGGUUACAGUACGCUUCUUCCGCCGCAUCGAAAUCGGCGAUGUCUAUGCCAACGCGAAAGGCGGUCAAUUUGAGAUGACAUUUGGUGGCCUGGAGGAUGAUGACGAUGAUGUAGCAAGCGAAUUCAGCGUCUUCUUGGAUGAUACACCACUACUCCGUGCUGCCACAGCAGGAUCUAAGGGACUGACAGAUCGGCCCAAAUUGAGAGAGACUCUGACCGGCGUCAGCUAUAUGCGAGACUCCUCCGCUAGAGCGGGUCUGCAUAUCGUGACAGCACUGCACCCGGACGAUGAAGCUGCCGAUAAGCAGUAUCACGAGAAAUUGACUGAAAUACGAACAUCGAGCGCUGUGUAUCAAUCACGACAGGCGGUGCGCCAACGAGCUAAGGGCCAAGGCCGCCGACUAAACGAUGAAAAAGACAUGCGUGCAGCAGUCUGUGCUGAGCUGCACAGUCUACCUUCUGUCCCUCAUCCACCAACUCGAUCGGUGAGAGUCACUACACUACAGAACCUAUCGCCUCCUCAUGUCAGACGAUUUCUGCAUCGGCUACCGUUCCUUCUUCGACUCCUUCUUGCACCAUUGAGUUACUUUCAUCCAAUCAAUAUAUCAAGCAUUAACGCUGCUGGAAGUGGACAAUGGCUACAGAUGCUUCUUCAGGAGCGGGUAUUCAAGCAAUACGCCGAAAAUAGCGCAGAGCUUCGAAGGCUGUAUCGCAAGGUGUCUACAUGGCUUGCCGAUGCCAAUUUCUGCGUGCAGCUAGCAGACAUAGAAGGACUUGGACAGGUGCCGCUCAGCUCUGCAUUUGAUAUCGUCACCUACCUCAAGUUCUCAGAUGUGAUGGCCUAUCGUACAGCACUUGUAGAUGGCCAGCCGCAGAACGACAGCAUCAAGCAAGUCGUCAGGCUGGGCGGAGCGGAUGCGACAUUCACGAUACCUUCGUACUUACUACCACAUCAUGAGCAUCUGAUUCCGGCGAAACCUACGAGAGAGGACGAAGAGGUACUCGAGCAGGAGAUUGAUCAAGCUGACGGCACUCCAAAGAUAGUACAGGCGGAGCACAAGCUGGAACAGGCACUCAAAGACGAAACGAACAUCUUUUUGAGCGUCCACGGCUCGCUACCAGUCUCUUGUGAUCAGAACAUGCUCAACUUUGUCGCCGCACUCGUCAAAGCCACAAAAAUUAUCGAAAUGGAAAAAGAGAUCGAUGCAGCGGACCGAGCAGAUACGCCGAUGUCUCCCACUUUCUCCGACUCCACGUCCGAUGGACUCUCUCGAGUCACCUCAAUGGACGAAGAGCGCAGCAUACCUGAUUCCGAAAAAAUUUCCUUCAAAGAGGCAGCAGGCUUCAAAGUCUUUGCCAAGAACAUUCGUCAAAAUCUGCAGGAUGGGACGACGAAGGCCAAAAUCCGAGAAUUCGCCAAAGACCUCCAUCAGACAACCAAGGACGGGAUGAAGAAGACGAUUGUCGGCGGGUUGGUCAACGAUCGAUGGAUUGCAAAAAUGGUGGGCAAAGUUGCCGCGACAUUACAGAAAGCGCAGGGCGAUGUUGGGUAUAGUGGUAGCAUUCCACUCCCGCUUGAGCCGUACAGAGCGUUGUGGACUUCGGAAGGCAAGUUG